This is a messenger RNA of Anolis carolinensis (green anole), 11393 nucleotides long. It is a transcript of the gene pik3cd, whose product is annotated as phosphatidylinositol-4,5-bisphosphate 3-kinase catalytic subunit delta. The record is from RefSeq and is a predicted model, not a curated record. Gene Ontology annotation, biological process: phosphatidylinositol-3-phosphate biosynthetic process; phosphatidylinositol-mediated signaling; cell migration. The transcript has 23 exons. Gene Ontology annotation, cellular component: cytoplasm; phosphatidylinositol 3-kinase complex; plasma membrane. Gene Ontology annotation, molecular function: 1-phosphatidylinositol-4-phosphate 3-kinase activity; 1-phosphatidylinositol-3-kinase activity. Bases 274 to 3417 code for a protein of 1047 amino acids. Lineage: Eukaryota; Metazoa; Chordata; Lepidosauria; Squamata; Anolidae.
CGACGACACAGGAAAAAACAAAUAUCUGUCACAGCUUGCGUUUCUGGGAAUCUUUGCUCCCUUUCGGUUAUGCAGCGAGGAAAUGUCACACACUCAGAGGCAGAUAAGCAAGCAAGACAGAAAGACAGGCUGCCGACGCUGACUUCACUUCAAAGAUCCAAGCUGCAUUUCUUCUUUUUCUGCUUUGGCACAUUGUAGAUUUAAAAAAACAAAUGGCAGCUUCUCCUUCUGCUACAGAGCUUCCAUAAUGGUUGUUGCUGAUCACCAAACAGGAUGCUGCCUGGGAUUUAUUGUCCGGUCGAAUUUUGGUCCAAAGAAGCCAACCAGAGCAUCCAAGUGGACUUCCUCUUGCCCACCGGCAUUUACUUGACUCUCUCCGUUUCCUGCAAUGCAACCCUGGGCACCAUCAAACAGCUGGUCUGGCACCAUGCCCAAUGCGAGCCCUUCUUCCACAUGCUCAGUGACCCAGAGUCGUACGUCUUCACCUGCAUCAACCAGACGGCCGAGCGGCAAGAGCUGGAAGACGAGCAGCGGCGCCUCUGCGACAUCCAGCCAUUCUUGCCAGUCCUGCGGCUCGUGGCCCGUGAAGGCGACCGGGUCAAAAAGCUGAUCAGUUCUCAGAUCAGCCUCCUUAUCGGCAAAGGUUUGCAUGAGUUUGACUCUCUGGGAGAUCUGGAAGUGGACGACUUCCGUGUCAAAAUGCAGCACUUUUGCGAGGAGAGAGCGGCCCGGCGGCAGCAGCUAAGCUGGAAGGCCUGGAUGGAAUACAGCUUCCCAGUCCAACUGGAGCCUUUGGCCAAUGGACUGGGAGGAAGGUCUCUGCUCCAGUUCCCCAAUAAGAACAUUUUUGUCAACGUCAAGUUUGAAAGUGGAGGGGAAAGUUUUACCUUCCAGAUCUCGCCCAAGGAGUACCCUGCAACCCUUAUGAGCUAUGCCAUCAAGAAGCAAGCGACUGUUUUCCGUCACCAAAAAAUCAACAGCCCUGAAGAUUAUGCUUUGCAGAUUAAUGGGAAAUAUGAAUACCUCUAUGGAAACCACCCCUUGUACCAAUUCCAGUACAUCCGCGACUGCCUCUGCCGCGGCCUCCUUCCCCACCUCACCAUGGUACACGCCUCCUCCAUCUCGGCUUUGUGGGAAGAGCAGACCAAUGGGAUUUCCUAUCCUAUAAAAGCAGCCAGCAAAGCACCUCCAGUCCCUAAGAAAAAGCCAAUGUCGGUGUCUCUGUGGUCCCUUGAGCAACCUUACUCUAUUGAGUUGGUGCAGGGCAGUAAAGUGAAUGCGGACGAGCGGAUGAAGUUGGUGGUCCAGGCAGGCCUGUACCAUGGCCAUGAGAUGCUCUGCAAGAUGGUCUCCAGCUCGGAGGUCAGCGUCUGCUCGGAGCCGGUGUGGGGCCAGAGGCUGGAGUUUGAGAUCAACGUCUGCGACUUACCUCGCAUGGCACGGCUCUGCCUGGCCCUCUAUGCAGUUGUGGAGAAAGCCAAGAAGGCAAGGUCCACCAAAAAGAAGUCCAAGAAAGCGGACUGCCCAAUUGCCUGGGUGAACGUCAUGCUGUUUGAUUUCCGAGACCAACUGAAAACGGGAGAAUGCUGCCUACCCAUGUGGUCAUCAUUUCCAGAUGAGAAAGGAGAGCUGUUGAACCCCAUGGGCACGGUCCAGACCAACCCCAACACUGAGAGCGCAGCCUCCUUGGUCAUCCGGUUCCCCACCAUUUCAUCCAACCCACUGUAUUAUCCCACCUUUGAACAGAUACUGGAGCAGGGAAAGAACGGGCAGUCUUCCUUCUCCAUGGUAGAGGAUCCAGAGGAGAAGCAACAGCUGAAGGAAAUCCUGGAACGCAGGUCUCACACCGACCUCUAUGAACACGAGAAGGACCUUGUGUGGAAAAUGAGGCACCAGAUCCGAGACCACUUCCCGCACGCCUUGGCAAAGCUCUUGGUUGUCACCAAGUGGAAUAAACACGAAGAUGUUGCUCAGAUGAUCUAUUUGCUGCAGUCCUGGCCAGAGUUGCCUGUCCUCAAUGCCCUGGAGCUGUUGGAUUUCAGUUUUCCUGAUCGCUAUGUAGGAGCCUUCACAGUCAACUCACUGAAAAAACUUACAGAUGCCGACUUGUUCCAAUACCUCUUGCAGCUGGUCCAGGUGCUGAAAUACGAGUCCUAUUUAGACUGCGAAUUAACCAAGUUCCUCUUGGGCCGGGCCUUAUCCAACCGCAAGAUUGGGCACUUCCUCUUCUGGCACCUCAGGUCAGAAAUGCAUGUUCCUUCUGUCGCCUUACGAUUCGGCCUGAUCCUGGAGGCCUACUGCCGAGGAAGCACCUUCCACAUGAAGGCUCUGAUGAAACAGACCGAAUCCCUCAACAAGAUGAAGGCACUCAAUGACCUCAUCAAAGCCAGUUCCCAGAAGAAUGCCAAGCCCCAAACCAAGGAGUUCAUGCACACCUGCAUGCGGCAGGAGACCUACCUGGAAGCCCUCUCCAACCUCCAGUCUCCCUUGAACCCCAGCGUCAUUCUGGCCAAAGUUAGCGUGGAGCUAUGCACUUUCAUGGAUUCGAAGAUGAAGCCGCUGUGGAUCGUGUUUAAUAACGAAGACGCUGGGGGAGGCCACGUGGGUGUCAUUUUUAAAAAUGGAGACGACCUUCGUCAGGAUAUGUUGACCCUGCAAAUGAUCCAACUCAUGGACAUCCUGUGGAAGAAAGAGGGCCUAGACUUGCGGAUGACCCCGUACGGCUGCCUUUCAACAGGAGACAAGACCGGAUUGAUAGAAGUGGUCAUGGACUCGGACACCAUUGCCAACAUCCAGCUCAACAAGAGCAAUAUGGCCGCCACAGCCGCCUUCAACAAGGAUGCCUUGUUGAAUUGGUUGAAAUCCAAGAACCCUGGUGAUGCCUUGGACCGGGCCAUUGAAGAGUUCACGCUUUCCUGUGCUGGGUAUUGUGUGGCCACCUACGUUUUGGGGAUUGGAGACCGUCACAGCGACAACAUCAUGAUCCGAGAGAAUGGCCAGCUGUUUCACAUUGAUUUUGGCCACUUCUUGGGGAACUUCAAGACCAAGUUUGGGAUCAAUCGCGAGCGGGUCCCUUUCAUCUUGACCUAUGACUUCGUUCACGUGAUCCAACAAGGGAAAACGAACAACAGCGAGAAGUUUGAACGAUUCAGAGAGUACUGUGAAAGGGCCUACAUGAUCCUCCGGUGCCACGGUCUGCUCUUCCUACACCUGUUUGCCCUCAUGAAAGCUGCCGGGUUGCCUGAGCUGAGCUGCUCCAAAGACAUCCAAUACCUCAAGGACUCCCUGGCCUUGGGAAAGACCGAUGAAGAAGCCAGGAGACACUUCCAGCUCAAGUUCAAUGAAGCUCUCCGGGAAAGCUGGAAAACCAAAGUGAACUGGCUGGCUCACAACGUCUCCAAAGACAACCGGCAAUAGGCCUCUUAAGAAAGAACGCAAGACGUGUUGCCCAAAAGCGGAGAAACCAAGAGCUCCUUCGAAGUUUCCUCAAGUUCUUGUCAAGAGCUGCCUGGUUGGCAGAGGUGUGAGACAAAGGAUGAGUGGAAGGUAGGGAGAUAAGGUGUAAAGAAGAGCUGGCCUCUUCAAGAAACAAAAGAGGAUUGAUUGAUGGUACUUGCUUUUUCUUUAAUGUGUUACAAAUGAUGCAAAACCUGGUAUUUAAUAGUUCUUUUGCACUUGUGUGAAUGUGGACAAAGGGUUUGUGUCCUUUACACCACUUAACUUCUCAUACCCAGAGCUCGCAGAAUCCAUCACAUUAGGAAAAUUAGCAUCUUCUUGUUGAGCAGACAUAUUUUAAAGACGUAGCCAGUUGUGCUAUUGUUGUGUUGUCAAAGGCUUUCAUGGCCAGAAUCACUGGGUUGCUAGCAGUUUUCUGGGUUGUCUGGCCAUAUUCCAGAAGCAUUCUCUUGACAUUUUGCCCACAUCUAUGGCUGGCAUCCUCAGAGGUUGUGAGGUCUGUUGGAAGCUAGGCAAGUGGGGUUGAUAUAUCUGUGGGGUGGGAUAAAGUACUCUUGUCUGUUGGAGGAAAAUGAGGAUGCUGCAAUUGGCCAGCUUGAUUAGGACUGAAUGGCCAUGCAGCUUCAAAGCCUGAUUGCUUCCUGCCUGGGGGAAUCCUUUAUUGGGAGUUGUUAGGUAAAGGUUUACCCCUGAUGUUAAGUCCAGUCGUGUCUGACUCUGGGGGUUGGUGCUCAUCUCCAUUUCUAAGCCGAAGAGCCGGCGUUGUCUGUAGACACCUACAAGAUCAUGUGGCCACUGGCAUGACUGCAUGGAGCGCCAUUACCUUUCCGCCAGAGCAGUACCUAUUGAUCUACUCACACUCUGGGGGUUGGUGCUCAUCUCCAUUUCUAAGCCGAAGAGCCGGCGUUGUCCGUAGACACCUCCAAGGUCAUGUGGCCAUAGGCAUGACUGCAUGGAGCACCGUUACCUUCCCGCCGGAGCAGUACCUAUUUAUCUACUCACACUCUGGGGGCUGGUGCUCAUCUCCAUUUCUAAGCCAAAGAGUCGGCAUUUGUCCAUAGACACCUCCAAGGUCAUGUGGCCCACAUGACUGCAUGGAGCAGCAUUACCUUCCCGCCGGAGCGGUACCUAUUUAUCUACUCACAUUUGCAUGUUUUUGAACUGCUAGGUUGGCAGGAGCUGGGGCUAACAGCAGGCGCUCAUUCUGCUCCUGGGAUUUGAACCUGGAACCUUUCGGUCUGCAAGUUCAGCAGCUCAGCACUUUAACACACUGAUAGUUUCCUGUCUGGCAUUCCCAUUUUCUGAGUGUUGUUCUUUAUUUACUUCCUGAUUUUAGAGUUUUUUAAAAUACCGGUAGCCAGAUUUUGUUCAUUUCCAUGGUUUCCUCCUUUCUGUUGAAAUUGUUCACAUACAGUACUUCUGGAUUUCAGUGGCUUCUGUAUAGUCUGACAUGAUGGUUAAGUGUGGUCCAGCAUUUCUGUGUUCUCAGCCAGGCUUUGCAGCUGCAAGUCUAUUCAGAGCUAAUCAAAGUGACCAAUGGCAAUAUUCCCACUUGCCUCCAACAUUCAAGAGUUCUUUCUCUCACCCUGGACAUGAUUCCACAGAUAUAUAAACCCUACUUGCCUAGUUUCCCACAGACCUCACAACUUCUGAGAAUGCAUGCCAUAAAUGUGAGCAAAACGUCAGGAGAGAAUGCUUCUGGAACAUAGCCAGACAGCCUGGAAAACUCAAAGCAACCCAAAGCUUAACAUAAUAAUACAUAUAAACCCUACUUGCCUAGUUUCCCACAGACCUCACAACCUCUGAGGAUGCAUGCCAUAGAUGUGGGCGAAACGUCAGGAGAGAAUGCUUCUGAAACAUAGCCAUACAGCCCGAAAAACUCACAUAAACCCUGUGCUAUGGUUGUUUUUGUUUUACUAAAAUGACACAACUUGGAUUUUCUAAAUCAAAUUGCAGAGGCGAGGCCUGGGUUUUGUUAGCAAACAAAGGUCUUAAAAGAGUCAAAGUCUUAAAAGAGUGGAUCUGUCACUUAACUAUCCAACAGUUUAUUCAGCAGAUCUUACUUUAGUUGGGACUCUUAACAGAAUUACUGUAAUUGGCAUGAAGUGUAAACUUUAGUUGCACCUUCUUGCUUUAAAACUGCCAGUCUGUUUUCUCAGCUGAGACCAAAAUAAUUGUUCUUGGGAAUUGAAAAAUGCCAGUAUCCGAAAAGAAUUGUAAAUGAUCUUUGGUACUACGUACAAACCCACUGUGUCCGGUUUUUCUCCAUGUUGAAUUUACUUCCAAUUUCAGGUGCUUAUCCAAAGUGCAAAAUAGAGCGCAUUCUUGUUUUGAUUGAAGCUGUGUCUCUCGAGUCCUUUCUUCUUAGCAAAACAACACUGGCUUUUGCUGAGAUGGGAAAGUCAGCAGACAUCAGAUCUAGGAGCAUCUUUCUUUUCUGCAGUUGUUUAUAAAGAGACCUGUACUGCUGUUUUGUAUUGUUGUGCUGUUGGCACUUGCAGGGUUUUGCUUUAAUGAAGUGGAAAACUUUUAAGAAAAUAGUAACAAUCACUCAAGAUGUUGUCGAAGGCUUUCAUGGCCAGAAUCACUGGGUUGCUGUGAGUUUUCCGGACUGUAUGGCCUUGUUCCAGAAGCAUUCUCUCCUGACUUUGAAUGCUAAACAAGAUGGCUAAUUGCAACAUUCACACUUGCCUAAAACAGACAAGAGUUCUUUCUCCCUCCCUAGACAUUCUACAGAUAUAUAAACCUCACUUGUUUAGUUUCCAACAGAACUCACAACUUCCUGCUAUAGAUGCGGGCAAAAUGUCAGGAGAGAAUGCUUCUGGAACAUGGCCAUACAGGCCAGAAAACACAUAGCAACCCAAUCACUCAAGGCUUAGAUGUUGACUGGCAUCCUCCAUUGCUCCACUUUACAUGCUAUAAAAUGGGAUCCUCAGAAAGUACAGUAGAGUCUCACUUAUCCAACAUAAACAGGCCAGCAGAACGUUGCAUAAGCGAAUAUGUUGGAUAAUAAGGAGGCAUUAAGGAAAAGCCUAUUAAACAUCACAUUAGGUUAUGAUUUUACAAGUUAAGCACCAAAACAUCAUGUUAUACAACAAAUUUGACAGAAAAAGUAGUUCAAUACUCAGUAAUGCUAUAUAGUAAUUACUGUAUAUACAAAUUUAGCACCAAAAUAUCAUGAUGUAUUGAAAAUAUUGACUACAAAAAUGCCUUGGAUAAUCCAGAAUGUCUUGGAUAAGUGAGACUCUACUGUAUUGAAAACAUUGACUACAAAAAUGCCUUGGAUAAUCCAGAACCUUGGAUAAGCGAGUCUUGGAUAAGUGAGACUCUACUGUAUUGAAAACAUUGACUACAAAAAUGCCUUGGAUUAUCCAGAACCUUGGAUAAGCGAAUCUUGGAUAAGUGAGACUCUACUGUAUUGAAAACAUUGACUACAAAAAUGUGUUGGAUAAUCCAGAACGUUGGAUAAGUGAGACUCUACUGUACCUUUGAAAGUUUUAAUUAUUGUAUCCACACAGGAAAGCUUUAUCCUGAGACUCUUUGACAGACAUUAACAGGACAUUUCUUUUUUUUUUAGAACCAGAAAUUUAUUGUAGCUCAGACUUUCCAAACUUGACCUAUUUACCAAUAUACACAUCUGAAAUGUUAGACCCAUGAUGGCUACAAACUGCAUCAGAAAAAAAGUUUACAACCUUUCAGCAUUAGCAUUUAAGAGAGAGAGAGAGAAAAAGACACACACACAUGAUCAGGGUUACAGUCUCUAAAAUACAGCCGCUACAGUGACGGUUUCAUGGAAAAAGGGGUUAAGAGUCUUCUUCUACACAGUGACAUUAAAACACAGGACAACUUGGACAUAAGUUAAAAGUCUUCCCAGGUUUUUUUUAAACUGAAAAACUAGCAUGUAAAAGUAGUCAAAACCAGCUUCCCUUGCCCAUUUUAGAAACGUAAGUUUUUUUUUAACAGUUAUAAAAGAGGAUGAGGUGGUGAUGAGCUGAUUUAGAAGUUGAACCUGCCUUGUCUUCAGAGCCAUCCGCAGUAAAAGGCACUCCAGAGACCAGCUUUUUGAGAAAUGUAGCCAAACGAGGGAGGAAAAUGGCCUUCUAUCCCUUAAAGAGCUGUUCCAGGAUGGACAGGUGGUUCUGAAGGUUUGGGUUUCAGGGCCCAGAAUCCCCAGCCCCAAUUGUGAAGGAUGCUGGGAGUUGAAGUCCAAACCGUAGGCUGGUCCUUAGUAUAGUUUACCUUGCCUCCCAAUCUUUCAGUCAUAGAGCUGGAGACCUUUCUCCAACACCUUUGAGUCUGUAUUCCUGGCUCCAGAGUAAACCAACCUCUUUAGCAGCAUCUGGAGACCCUUGCCCUGAAAUAUGUGUCCUUUCACCAACCUCACUUUAUUCUAGUGUGGCGCAAUGAGUUAAACCCUUGUGCCUGCUGAACUGCUGACUUGAAGGUUGGCGAUCCAUGAGACGGGGUGAGCUCCCGUCUGUUAGCACUAGCUCAUGAGGGGCCUUGAGAGAAGGCCCUUGCAGGAUGGCAACACAUUCUCUCACACCAGAAGCGUCUUGCAGUAUGUUCUCAAGUCGGGUGAGCUCCCAUCUGUCAGCUCUGGUUUGCAUGGACAUGAGAGAAGCCUCCCAGCAGGAUGGUAACACAUCUGGGCAUCCCCCUGGGCAACGUCUUUGAAGACAGCCAAUUCUCUCACACCAGAAGCGACUUGCAGUAUGUUCUCAAGUCGGGUGAGCUCCCAUCUGUCAGCUCUGGUUUGCAUGGACAUGAGAGAAGCCUCCCAGCAGGAUGGUAACACAUCUGGGAGUCCCGCUGAGCAAUGUCUUUGAAGACAGCCAAUUCUUUCACACCAGAAGUGACUUGCAGUAUGUUCUCAAGUCGGGUGAGCUCCCAUCUGUCAGCUCUAGUUUGCAGGGACAUGAGAGAAGCCUCCCAGCAGGAUGGUAACACAUCUGGGAGUCCCCCUGGGCAACGUCUUUUAAGACAGCCAAUUCUCUCAUCUGUCAGCUCUGGUUUGCAGGGACAUGAGAGAAGCCUCCCAGCAGGAUGGUAACACAUCUGGGAGUCCCCCUGGGCAAUGUCUUUGAAGACAGCCAAUUCUUUCACACCAGAAGCGACUUGCAGUAUGUUCCCAAGUCGGGUGAGCUCCCAUCUGUCAGCUCUAGUUUGCAGGGACAUGAGAGAAGCCUCCCAGCAGGAUGGUAACACAUCUGGGAGUCCCCCUGGGCAACGUCUUUGAAGACAGCCAAUUCUUUCACACCAGAAGUGACUUGCAGUAUGUUCUCAAGUCGGGUGAGCUCCCAUCUGUCAGCUCUGGUUUGCAUGGACAUGAGAGAAGCCUCCCAGCAGGAUGGUACCACAUCUGGGAGUCCCCCUGGGCAACGUCUUUGAAGACAGCCAAUUCUUUCACACCAGAAGUGACUUGCAGUAUGUUCUCAAGUCGGGUGAGCUCCCAUCUGUCAGCUCUGGUUUGCAUGGACAUGAGAGAAGCCUCCCAGCAGGAUGGUACCACAUCUGGGAGUCCCCCUGGGCAACGUCUUUGAAGACAGCCAAUUCUCUCAUCUGUCAGCUCUAGUUUGCAGGGACAUGAGAGAAGCCUCCCAGCAGGAUGGUAACACAUCUGGGCAUCCCCUUGGGCAACGCCUUUGAAGACAGCCAAUUCUCUCACACCAGAAGCGACUUGCAGUAUGUUCUCAAGUCGGGUGAGCUCCCAUCUGUCAGCUCUAGUUUGCAGGGACAUGAGAGAAGCCUCCCAGCAGGAUGGUAACACAUCUGGGCAUCCCCUUGGGCAGCGUCUUUGAAGACAGCCAAUUCUCUCAUCUGUCAGCUCUGGUUUGCAGGGACAUGAGAGAAGCCUCCCAGCACGAUGGUAACACAUCUGGGCAUCCCCCUGGGCAACGCCUUUGAAGACAGCCAAUUCUCUCACACCAGAAGCGACUUGCAGUAUGUUCUCAAGUCGGGUGAGCUCCCAUCUGUCAGCUCUAGUUUGCAGGGACAUGAGAGAAGCCUCCCAGCAGGAUGGUAACACAUCUGGGAGUCCCCCUGGGCAACGUCUUUGAAGACAGCCAAUUCUCUCACACCAGAAGCAACUUGUAGUAUGUUCUCAAGUCGGGUGAGCUCCCAUCUGUCAGCUCUAGUUUGCAGGGACAUGAGAGAAGCCUCCCAGCAGGAUGGUAACACAUCUGGGCAAUGUCUUUGUAGAUGGCCAAUUCUCCCACACCAGAAGUGACUUGCAGUAUGUUCUCAAGUCGGGUGAGCUCCCAUCUGUCAGCUCUAGUUUGAAGGGUCAUGAGAGAAGCCUCCCAGCAGGAUAGUAACACAUCCGGGCAUCCCCCUGGGCAACGUCUUUGAAGACAGCCAAUUCUCUCACACCAGAAGCGACUUGCAGUAUGUUCUCAAGUCGGGUGAGCUCCCAUCUGUCAGCUCUAGUUUGCAGGGACAUGAGAGAAGCCUCCCAGCAGGAUGGUAACACAUCUGGGAGUCCCCCUGGGCAACGUCUUUGAAGACAGCCAAUUCUCUCACACCAGAAGCAACUUGCAGUAUGUUCUCAAGUCAGGUGAGCUCCCAUCUGUCAGCUCUAGUUUGCAGGAACAUGAGAGAAGCCUCCCAGCAGGAUGGUAACACAUCUGGGAGUCCCCCUGGGCAACGUCUUUGAAGACAGCCAAUUCUCUCACACCAGAAGCAACGUGUAGUAUGUUCUCAAGUCGGGUGAGCUCCCAUCUGUCAGCUCUAGUUUGCAGGGACAUGAGAGAAGCCUCCCAGCAGGAUGGUAACACAUCUGGGCAUCCCCUGGGCAACGUCUUUGAAGACAGCCAAUUCUCUCACACCAGCCUCAAUUCGCUAAUAAACUUUAUUCUAGUUAGCAGCCAGCAAGUGGGAGCAAAACAGCCUCGGCCAUCUCUCCCACUGCAAAUAAAACACCAAUUUGCUGUAUAAGCAAAGAAGCGACUGACUUAAUAUUCUUUAAAAGCGAGGAAAAAGAACCAAUCUGCCCUGUGAAAAGCCUAGCAGUUGCUGCCAUGCUGUUGGGGCCAUCACUUGCUUUUCUGCGCUUUGGGGGAAUUCCUGUAAAAAACCCCAAAACCCGCUCUUUUCAACCUUGCGCCUUGAAGCAGGUUCGCAAGGUAGCUGGAGGAAAAUAAUUGCAGACAUUCAGUGUAAACAAUGACACCCCCCUCAACCCCAAAAGACAAAAAGAAGCCCAAAUUAUUGUACAAGAGUCACAAGCCACAAAUUGGGAGUUUUUCGAAGAACGACGCCCCGCCACGUUCCAUCAUCCCCAUUACAAUCAAUCGGAGACCCCCGCGUACACAGGAAUGUGGAAUUCAGAAAGCGCCCGGCCACUGGGGCACCUCUCUUUGUGCAAACAAAAUAAAAACCAAUUUCGUCAUUUUUAUAUAUCAUAUCAAGUGCCCGAGAGACAUCCUCCUCGAAACCGACACAAACAAGGACCCGGCCCUUGAGAAAAGGAGGGAAGUCAGACUCGUAAAAAAAAAAAAAUUAAAAAUCACCUUUUUUUUGGUCUUUUCUUUAUGAAAGUAGCAUUUAAAUCAACAAAAUAAACUAACAAAAAAAAAAACAAAAACGGGGAAACCUAUCAACAGAGUAAAGAUGGCAUUCGAAGUCCAAUGCCACUGGAUCAUUUCUCUACACGAAUGAAAACUUGCCCCAUGCUUUUGGCGGCAGGAACAGAACAAAAGAAAGAUAAAACAAACCUUAUCUCUACAGCAUGCGGCAUGAUUCGUUUUUAAAAGUUUUUAGCAUGGUUUCCUCCCUCCCUCCCGCGUCCCACCCACCCCAUUUUUUUUCACUACCACAAGUGACGUAAUUACAUAAUUCCGAUAUAUUUACAAAAUAUUAAAAAGUCUUGUUAAUCUUCUACAUAUUGACCUCAUUCUGCCACUUUACACAUGCACUAGAGUUUGGGAGGAGAGAGG